Molecule: messenger RNA, 1677 nt
Organism: Mytilus trossulus (common blue mussel)
Lineage: Eukaryota; Metazoa; Mollusca; Bivalvia; Mytilida; Mytilidae
Product: sushi, von Willebrand factor type A, EGF and pentraxin domain-containing protein 1-like
Exons: 12
Coding region: 1-1677 (558 amino acids)
Source: RefSeq, a predicted model, not a curated record
AUGGCGAUAAGUAUAGUUCAGUGUGAAGAUAUUUUACCCGACAGUCUAACUAAUGGCACUGUAACUGUUACGGAAAGAAAUAUUGGAUCAACGACAACUUUUUCCUGUGACGCAGGACAUUCGCUAGUUGGAAAAGCAUCUAUUACAUGUACAUCAUCAGGCUGGGAUGGAUAUAUUCCACAAUGUACAAAAAUAAUUUGUCCUGAGACGGUGGCAUUCUUUCGUGGUUCAAAGUACAUCUUCAAAUGUAACAUGGCAACUUGGCCUGAGUCUGAGGCUUACUGCAAUACCAAUGGUGGACAAUUGACUAGUAUUGAAACCGGUGACGAAAACUCUUUUUUAUUAGAUGUAAUGGCAUUGAUGAAGACAAAAGAGCUUAUUGCGAAUGUAUUUUUCUGGAUUGGCCUUACAGACAAUAACGAUGAAAUGUCAUAUAAAUGGUUGUCUGGUGAACCACUUAACUACAGUAACUGGUAUCAAGGAGGACAACAGCAACCAGAUAAUUUAAAUAUUUUGAAUCAGACAGAUGCACACUUUCAGUGUGAAGAUAUUCCGACCAACAAUAUAACAAAUGGUGCUGUCACUGUAACAGAAAGAACUAUUGGCUCAACCGCAAAGUUUACCUGUGACGCAGGACAUUCACUUGUUGGAAACGAAACUAUAACAUGUACAUCUUCAGGAUGGAAUGGGAAUAUACCACAAUGUCGCUUUCAGUGUGAAGAUAUUCCGACCAACAAUAUAAGAAAUGGUGCUGUCACUGUAACAGAAAGAACUAUUGGCUCAACCGCAAAGUUUACCUGUGACGCAGGACAUUCACUUGUUGGAAACGAAAAUAUAACAUGUACAUCUACAGGAUGGAAUGGGAAUAUACCACAAUGUCGCUAUAUUAUUGUAGUUCAGUGUGAAGAUAUUCUGACCAACAAUUUAACAAAUGGUGCUGUCACUGUAACAGAAAGAACUAUUGGCUCAACCGCAAAUUUUACUUGUGACGCAGGAUAUUCACUUGUUGGUUACACAACUAUAACAUGUACAUCCUUAGGAUGGAAUGGGAAUAUACCACAAUGUCGCUUUCAGUGUGAAGAUAUUCCGACCAACAAUAUAACAAAUGGUACUGUCACUGUAACGGAAAGAACUAUUGGCUCAACUGCAAAAUUUACCUGUGACGCAGGAUAUUCACUUGUUGGAAACAAAACUAUAACAUGUUCUUCUUCAGGAUGGAAUGGGAAUAUACCACAAUGUCGCUUAUAUAUAGUAUGUCCAGAGACGAUAGCCUUCUUCCGUGGGUCAAAGUAUAUAUUCAGCUGUGCCCAAACAACUUGGUAUAACUCUGAGGCUAACUGCAUUGCCAGUGGUGGUCAUUUGACUUCUAUUGAAACUGCUGAAGAAAACACUUUUUUAUUAGACGUUAUUGUAUUGAUGGAGAACAUGCUUGGAAAAUAUGCAUACGUCUGGAUUGGCCUAACGGACAAUAAUGAUGAGAUGUCAUAUCAAUGGUUGUCUGGUGAAUCACUCAACUUCAGUAACUGGUAUCAGGGACCACCACAGCAACCAGAUAAUAAAGAUUACGAUAAUCAGCCAGGCGCACACUGUGCUAUGAUAAAUAGAGAUUUAUCUUUGAAGUGGAAUGACGAAUUUUGUAGCAAUAUACCAUUACGGUCUGUUUGUGAAAUUCGGUAA